This is a messenger RNA of Larimichthys crocea (large yellow croaker), 7627 nucleotides long. RefSeq names its product ataxin 1-like (gene atxn1l). Gene Ontology annotation, biological process: anatomical structure development; regulation of DNA-templated transcription. Gene Ontology annotation, molecular function: protein binding; RNA binding. Gene Ontology annotation, cellular component: nucleus. Lineage: Eukaryota; Metazoa; Chordata; Actinopteri; Sciaenidae. The record is from RefSeq and is a predicted model, not a curated record. The transcript has 3 exons. The coding region runs from base 299 to 2857 and encodes 852 amino acids.
AGAAAACAGGAAAUUGAAUACGCUAGGUGACGUCAUUGGUGAGCGCCUCCGCUGCUGGCCUUCGCAAUGGGCUCGACUCCUUAGCCUUGAUUUGUUCGCUCUGUCCCUCUCUGCACGUCAACUCUGUUUUGUUUUGUUUUUUAUCAACGAGAGCCUGUCCGCGAUGACAUGUGGAGGUGAAUUUGCAGACGAGGUCAGCCAGGUGAUUUCAAAACUGGUUCCUGUGCGGGCUGACUGGUUUGCACGUUUCAGUUCCUGUGCAGUACAGUAAAGCUACUUGCUUAGUCAGAGGAUUGCAAUGAAACCAGCUCAGGAGCGCAACCAGGAGUGCCUGCCUCCGAAGAAGAGGGACCUCCCAGUUAGUAACAGCAGUGGAGCUGGAGGGACAGGGGGAGUUGGAGGAGGAGGAGGCGGUGGUGGUGGUGGUAGCAGUGGAGGUGGUGGUGGUGGUGGUGGUGGUGCUGCUGGCGCUGCUGGAGAAGAUGAAGUGGUUUCCAUCCAGAACUCUGCAGCCAACAGUGACACUCAGGGAGGGACCUCAUCCGGAGAGUGGAUGCGAGCUCAGCCAGGGCUUCAUUAUGGAGUGGAGAACUCUGAUGGCAUACCAGCGGUGCCGGUUGACCAGUACAGCAUGCUCUACAAAGUGGCUCUUCCAUCUGUUACCUACUCGCCUACCAGUCUUCACCCGGUGUUAGGCCCCAUCUCUUCAGCCUACACCGUACACUCCCCUCUCCUGCAGCAUCCAGGCCUUCCCUAUCCCCCUCUUGGUUAUGCCCAGAUCCCUCAUUCCUCUCUGCAGUUUGUUAGCCCUUCUUAUGCAGCAGUACCUUACACUCUACCCCCUGGCUUUGUCCCGGGAUCAUUAAUCUCCCCCUCAGGCACCAUUCCUCAGCCCCACGCUGUGUCCCACCUUGUUCCCUAUCCAUCUGUCAUACAAGAAGGUGUUGUCUCCCCACCUCCCCAGGCUCAGGUGGCUGCACAUACCUUUGCCAAAGUCGCAGCCCCACUGAUGAUGCCUUCAGAGCAAGCUGCCCAGCAGCACCUUGGUACUGUGGGAGUCCUGCCUGCAACAGAGGUCAGCUCACGAGGGAUGUCAGUCUUCUACCACGCUCAGGGGACCAGAGCUGCCACUGCCACCAGAGACCUCCACAGUGCCCAGCAGGAGAAUGAACCAGAGAUGAAUGGAGGCAGUAAAGAGCAGGGAGCCAGGGAGGUCGUACUAGACUCGGCCUACAUUGCUAGGAAUGCGCGUCUGCUGCAGGUAAUAUCCAGCUCUGCAGCACAGGAGCACAGCCAAGACAGAGGGCCGCAUAACCGAAGGCUGGAAGAGAGGAGCUCACCUGGCCAGCGGAGCACUCCAGAUAGCGACCUGGAGGUGCAGCAGGUGGUUGGUCGUUUGACCUCCUCUAGCCAAGGCACUAGUGGGGUGCGGAAGGAGGUUUCCUUUGCUCCCUUGAACCUCUCUCAGGGUGCCCAGAGAGCCAGAGAUGUCCAUGCAGAGAGCACAGGAGUCAUAUCCGGCCGUGCUGCAUACACGGCCCAGCCUGUCAGUUACAGUGACCCCCGAGUUGCCAGUUUCCAGCAGCAACCGGGACAACCAGGCCAUGCUGUCAUGCUUGCCAACGGGCAACAAGUUCUUAUUCCCCUGGACUAUCACCUGCAGCAUCAGCCCCAACCACCACAGCAACACUACCCAGGACAGGCUAAUGAUGCCUCAGCCAGCCACCCUUCUACCACCAUGGCCUCCUCUAACCCAAGCUUUAAAGCCUCUGAUUCUUCAGCCAGAGUGUGCCUCACUGAAAGGGCAGAGCUGACCACAGUACAGCAGCAGCAGCAGCAGCAGCUCCCUCAGCAGCCUCCUGUCCAGCCUACAGCAGAUGUGACUCAGGCCUUAGCUUCAAGUCUCACCCCUGCCCCGUCUCCUUGCAACCCGUCACACUUCAUGAAGGGGGCCAUUAUCCAGCUGGCUACUGGGGAACUAAAGCGUGUGGAAGACCUGCAGACUCAGGAUUUUGUGCGUAGCGCUGAGGUGAGUGGGGGGCUUAAGAUUGACUCCAGCAUGGUGGUGGACAUCCGUGUCAGCCAGCAAAGACCAGGUCUGGUGUCACUUCACUUCACUGUGGGGGAGCAGCAGAGCAAAGUAACAAUCGAUGUGCCCCCAGAGCACCCUUUCUUUGUGUUCGGCCAAGGCUGGUCGUCCUGCAGCCCCGAACGCACAGCCCAGCUCUACGGCUUGGCCUGCCAUCAUCUGCAAGUAGGAGAUGUGUGCGUGUCCAUCACCCUGCAGCAGCAGCUUCAGCAGCAGCAGCAGCAGCAGAAACAACCACAGCACCACCAUUCACAACAGCAGCAACAGCAACAGCAGCAGCAACAGCAGCAGAACUUGUCCAGGCUGUCCAGCAAAACCAACGCUACAUCAGGACCUGGACACCAGCUCAUGGGGCCUCCGGCUCCUCAACAGUCGCGGCCUCAGUCUCAUUUCAGGCUAGACCGGAUCCACAGAGAGAGACAGAGAGAUGGUGAAAAAGAUGUCGUUGAUAAGGAGGAAGCCACACAUUUUGGUGUUGUUGGGCACACUGAGUCACCCAACAGACCAAGUAGGACCUCAGCAGAGCAUCCAAGAAGCCAGAGCAGUUACCACUUGCACACAGAGGGCUCUGCUUUUGCAGGGGCAGGGAUGGGAGCAAUGCAGGCUGCUUCUCAGAGGCGCUGGUCCUCACCCGGCCUCCAAAGAUACAAUAUGAAGGGAGACGAAGGGUUGCGCCCUCAAAUAAGCACCUCCGGCCACACAAGGCCCUCUUUCAUCCCCCAGGAGGUCAAACUGUCCAUUGAGGGGCGCUCUAAUGCAGGGAAGUAGCAUCACAUUUGGUAGCAACUAUAGUGGAGACUGCCACGAGUAAGAAUGAGUGUGACAAGGAGAGAAAGAGGGAAUAAAACAAUUUAGAAAAAGAGUGCGAAUGUAGCCUCAGAAUGUUUGAGAUUUUGCACACCUAAAAGAUACAAAAAAUACAAGAUCUUUGUCUAUGUAGUGAGAGGUUUGGUUUGGUUUGGUUGUCAUUCAACCAAAGGAUACGAGCCUCUGGUUCCCCAGCCAGCGGAGGUCUGACAGGGACAUGACAAGCUGAGGAGAAAGCAUGUAGCUGAUGAAAUGCCUCUUAUAGUCCUUACACACUGCAUUUCUCUUACUCCCUCCCUCCUUUGUCUCCACUUCCUCAUAACGAUGCUUGGAGGUUGCCAUCGCACUCGGAACACUCUUGCUUCCUUUUUGACCAAACUGUCUUUUUGGAAGACCACAGACUACGAAGAAUGUGUUUUUUUUUUUUGUAGCGCGGCGAAGCUACCAACUCCGCAGGUUCCGAUGUGUUUAAAAAAAGAUCACAGCCGGCGAUCUUUGAUCUCCUCCAUUCCUAAGAUCGUGUUUCCUUCUUAAAGCAUUUACCCAAAAAAAAGAGCGGAGUUGCUGACAUCAGCAAGGCUCCUCUGGUGAUAUUGGCGCUGCUUAUGCCAACUGUCAGUGCAUGUGACGUUACGCUUCUCCGGCAGGAGUCUGAAACCUCCUUUGUCAGCAGAGAUACUCUCUCGGGCCUGCAAAGAACGGGAUACUCUCUCAGGCCAAGUGUGGCAUGUCCCACUUGUCUUACAAUCGAAAUAGUGAUAAAUCAAUCAGUAUGUCUGUUCAGCAAUCAGUUUUCACUCCAAAAAACAAACACACCGUCGCGCCCUCUGGUUUAAGAUGAGGACCCUAACGUGUGUGUGCGUGUGUGUGUGCGUAUGUUUGCAUAAAUGUCGCAGAUUGGAAUAACGCUUUGUUCUCUAUGAUAACUUGAGAUAUUUUGCAUUCCAGUAUCAUCAGUGAGAAUAUUCAACACUUAGUGUUUCUCCCCUUUUUAGAGAAUAAACUCCAAUCCUGAGCGACACCCUCCUCUCCCUCCUCUCUAUACCUCAAAGCUUUCCCGACCAGACUGGUGACUUUCAAUGCAAUUCUAAGGAGCGUAAUUAACAGAGGAGACACUGGCUGGUCAUCACCAAAGCCAACUGUGGGAAUGAUCCAGGAAGAGACAUUACCGAGUCACAUCACUGGCUGCACGCCACUUUAGCCUGGAUGAGUGGAAGGGCUUUGUAGUUCGCCUUGGAGAGAAUUCCUGUGUGCGAGCGAGUCGGUGACGAGGUGUUUCUCUUUGUCCUCACCUUUUUGAGUUAGUUAGGCUUUGUUACCAAAUUAAAGCAAUAGUUAGUUGUUUUCACAGCACACGGUUGUACUGCUUCCACCCUCACCUCCCUAGGAACCCGUGAGGUGUCAGCUCUGACCCCCCCCACGACUUUUAAAGAUGGAUGCACUAUUUUGCUGUUAAUUUUCACUGACCCUCAUCAAAUCAUUGUAGAUGUCUCUGCUUCUCUUUCUGAUUCUCCAUCUCACUGAUGAUAUUUUAUCUUACAUGGAUUUACUCAAGUGCAUCUCCAAGAAAGGCUUGACUCUAAUUAAGUUUGCGAUCAUUAUCGAGUUAUUUCCUGUUCUGUCUUUUGUUCAAACGUAUACUGUCGUUCGCUUUUGUACUAGGAUAUACUCUAUCCAGUGGAUCUUAUGAUUGUCUUGUGUUGCACAUAGAAAAUGUCGCUCAUUGACGCCACACUGACUUUAAAAAAAAAUAAGAAUCACAGUACAGUAGGUGUUUUUUUUUUGUUUUUUUAAUGAAGGGAAUAUGUUUGAAGUAUUGUGUUGUAGAGAGAGAGAGAGAGAGAAAAACUGACUUGCAUUUUUAACUCUGUUUACAAAUUAGCCAAGAUGAAUGCUGCAGUUUCCUACGUCUGACAGAUUUUUAUCCUCUUCUUGAAAUCCAAAAAUCCAAAAAGGGUGAAAUUGAAAACAAGUGCAAUUAGACCACACAUAAAAUCAUUCAGAGGUUUAUAAUCACAGCAGCAUUCCUCACAGAGACAUUCCCAUCAGAAAGCGGAAAUCAGACAGUACCUGUUUUUUUUGUUUGUUUGUUUUUUUUGUUCUUUUUUUCCGUCAUAGAUCAAUGUUUGAAUGACAUUUGGAUAUUUCAUGCAUUACCUGUUACAUUUCUUUUCACUGGAUGUGCUCAGACAGGAGGAUCAGCUAGUUACAUGGUUGUCAAGUUUGUGUCUGACUAAUGUAUCGGUGCUGUAGCCAAGGCGCUGUUGUACGUGUGUGUGUGUCUAUCUGUCCUCUUCAACUCUUAACUUGAAUAGAGCCCUUAAAUCUUCAUGGUUUGCGGAGUAUACAGCCAUGAGACAAAUCAGACAGAGUGACCUGAACGGGGCCUUGUUGACGCUCAUCCUCUGGUACUGUCAUUACGAGCAGCUUUAAGGGGGUAGGUUCACAAUUUUUUUUUUCAAGUCUGUCUUACAUGCCCGCAUGAGUUAUUGGUCCAUCCUGACCAUGUAAAGAUCCAACCACAUCUAAAAACUCUUUCACUGUACAAAAAAAGUUAGUAUAGUAUUAAGAUAGGUUUGAAUCUAUCCUUUAAAAUGCAUUGCUUUCAGAAAAUCACUUUACUACGGUUAAAAACGCAUCUUACCAUCAGAUGCUCACCACAUUGAGUUCAUUUUUUUUUCAUGGUGCAAGCAAUAUAUAUAAUACCUGAACACAUUUCAUGUAGUUGUGGCGUUUCCUAUGCAGUAAACUCGGUAUUGUACCCCUCAUUGUCUUAAGUACAGCUCUUUGAAGCAGUAGGGCACGUCAGCUGAUGCAGUCGUUUUAUGCUGAUGUCAGGUUCUAUAACUAUUCUUUAGUUUUAAAUGACCUUUUUACAGGAAUACAAACCAGUAUUUUGCUUUGCUACUUUCUGUUUUUCACUCAGCGGUCCCAAUCUGCCGCCACAUAGCAGACUGCUCAGUCACAGAUCGAUAAACUUUUAUUGUCUUCUUACGAUGCCACAGAGUCGGAGCCAAACCGCUCAAGAUGAGACGAGUGUCACUCGAGUUUUCAGUUUGUGUUCGUUCUGGAUUAUUUUGGCCGUCUGAUUGCCGGGGGCCACUUCAACAUUUGUAUUUUAGGUCAAGAUGCAUUUGAUGGGAUUUACAUGGUGCAAGCAAUGCCACCUGUGACUUUACCUGUGACUUCAGUUCUCACAGCAAGACUAUCCAGUGCUACCUUGAGCCUUUUUGUUUCUGCCCUCUGCUUUGAGCAGCGUGUGCCAUGUUAAAGCAGGAAAGCUCGACUGCUGCAAAGAUGUCCAAUGAAUCGAAUUCACAUCACUGAUAGUCUGUUGCUAUAAGUAAUUGCACUAAAUGCCCUCCUUUACAGUGUUUGUAAAAUGAAAACUGUUGGUAAAUUGAAGAGUUUCGAAAUGUAAAGCACACAAAGUCACGGAGAACACGCAGGAUGUGUGCUUCUGUAGAUAGGUGUUUUUUUUUUUUUUUUGUAUAGAUAGCUUUGAUGAUGCUUGUCGAUAAUGCCUUAAAUUCUGCUUUGUACAAUGUGUGAAAUAGAAAUAAUGGAAUGAUGCUUCUGGUAGACUCUGUGUUCCCUUUAUAGGCUGUACAAGAGCAAAUCACAAAUGUCAAGCCUUGACACUCUUGUCACGCUUAUGAGCAGAAAUUUCACAUUUACAUUUCUCAAAGGGUGGCGAUGAAUACUCUUUUGGCCCCAGACGGUUCAACCAUGUUUUUGUUUCCUGUCUUUUUAUUCAUUAUCUACUCCGUUACAUUUUUAAUACACUCUUAAUGCUCAUACUUAACUUUUUAAUUCCUGUUUUUAUUUUUUUUUGGUCAUUGUGUGGAAGUGACAUAAAUGGACACUCUUAUCUGCACUUUUUUACAAGAGUGUUAGCAGCAGAGGGAAAUCUAUUCAUUACACACACACACACACACACACACACACACACACACACACACACACACACACACACAGAAACGCACACAUAUGUUUUUAUUGUUGUUGCACAAGAUUGGUAGGUUUUUUUUAAUGUUUUUUUUUUUUAAUCCCUCGAAUUAAUGGAUUGUGUUUGGUGUCUUGUGCUUUGUCCCAUGGUCUGGCAAACAGAAGGUGGGUUUGAAGAAAUGGAGAUAGACAGGCUGCAUAAAUAAAUCAGAUAGCUUUCCAUUGGUGGUAAUGUAACGGUUUAUUAUGUUUUGUGAUGUUGGCAGUGGGAAUUUAUUUCUCUCCGUGUGAACUACUUCCUGUCGUUUGAUCCGAUGUUGAACCGCAAAGGUGAAUUUAGGAUGGCUUUGGUAUUGCUGAUGUCGAAUUAAAUCAGGAUAACGUGAACGGUUAAAAGUUUUAAAGAAGUCUGUGUAUUUUCAGAUUCAACAUUGUACUUUUUUGGCACAAGGUGACACUGCUUUUUAUGUGACGUGUAACUAAAAACAAAACAAAAAACAGCAUCUUUUUUUAAAUGCCUAAAUCUGCAAAAUAUAUGCAAUGAUGUAAAUGUAACAUUCAAUCCUCAAGUAUAAUCCAGGUUGUAUGAACUUUGUAUAGUGAGUUUUAAUAUCGUAUGGCCGUACCAAUAUGUAUUGAUCUUUAUCAGAAGCCUUAGAGUUGUCGACCGAAAGUGCUCCCUUAGAAUACCCUACACCUACCUGACUUUAACAAAGCAUUAAUAUCUCUAUUUUGUUGCAUUUUUAUUUGUACCGUUUUUGAAUAAAAUAGAUUUGUACUGUA